Messenger RNA from Physella acuta, 572 nucleotides. RefSeq lists its product as uncharacterized. NCBI's taxonomy places the organism in Eukaryota, Metazoa, Mollusca, Gastropoda, Physidae. The record is from RefSeq and is a predicted model, not a curated record.
AUCCCGUGAGUGGCCAAUCCUUAGUCUGUCCUGCAAGCGUGAACUGUAGAAGUGUGGAGGACCAUGGCUUGCUGUGCUCCGCCUCUACCUGUUUUGCUGUUUCAGCUGUUGCCUGUUGUCCAGGGUGAGUGUAAGGCAUAUGGGAACAUCGACUUGAUUAAUGCCCCAGCAAGUGUCAAUACGAACCAAAGCUGCUUUGAAUACUGUGUGGCUACACCCAACUGCUACUCCUACCGUGUUGUCAGCGGCCAAUGUGCCGUUCAAGCCGGAACUGAAGUUGAUCCGGCAGUCACCGAAGAUGCUGUUGUCCUCUGCUGCCCAAGGCCACCAAGGGAUGGUGUAUUCCGUGUCACAGAUCUUCUGAACUCAAGAAGCACUUUCUUGUUUGACGAGGGGAAAAAUUUACUGCCACCCCAGCCUCAGUGUCCAGCCCCAGGGCCAAGAUAACGUGUACGUCAUGAGUUCAGCUCUCACACUUGUGGAGGAGGGUGGGGAUGUUGCACCCUCUCUGGAUUACAAUCUGGGACUGCCAUUCUUAAAGUCGAACACGUCAUUGUAGAAUUGAUAAUAAA